GAUUGAUUAUCAAACAGUUUUGGCAGUUAGCAAGGUCAGUUGUAAACACAAUUAAAAAUUUGAAAUCAACAUAAUGGGUUGCAAGGCUUGUGGAACCAACUGCCAGUGCUCGGCCACCAAGUGCGGGGACAACUGCGCCUGCAGCCAGCAGUGCGAGUGCUCCUGCAAGAACGGGCCCAAGGACAAGUGCUGUGCCAGCAAGAAGAACUAGUUUCCAGGACUAGGGACUAGUUUCCACACUCCUCUGGCAUAUUGUGAUUUGUGAACCCACACGAGAAGCAUGAAAUAAAAGUCUAGUUUAGUUUUUAAAAUCAAA
Molecule: messenger RNA, 316 nt
Organism: Drosophila bipectinata
Lineage: Eukaryota; Metazoa; Arthropoda; Insecta; Diptera; Drosophilidae
Gene: MtnD
Product: Metallothionein D
Molecular function (GO): metal ion binding
Source: RefSeq, a predicted model, not a curated record